Molecule: messenger RNA, 987 nt
Organism: Zea mays
Lineage: Eukaryota; Viridiplantae; Streptophyta; Magnoliopsida; Poales; Poaceae
Product: N-alpha-acetyltransferase MAK3
Exons: 4
Coding region: 124-711 (195 amino acids)
Biological process (GO): N-terminal peptidyl-methionine acetylation
Cellular component (GO): NatC complex
Molecular function (GO): protein-N-terminal amino-acid acetyltransferase activity
Source: RefSeq, a predicted model, not a curated record
CUGGUGGGCCUCCCGCGAUGGUUUCUGCGGCGAGCAAGGCCCAGGCCUAACAGACCGAGAUGUAUCGAGUUUUGCGCCUUCGAUACGUCGUUUACGUAUUCAGUUUUUCACACAACGGCGGCGAUGUCGUCGGCCUCCUCCUCCGCCGCCGCCGCCAACGCCGGUGAAGGAAGCGGGGGUGCGGAGGAGGGCGUGGAGAUCACUUACGUGAGCUAUGGCGGGGAGCAGCAUCUGCCGCUGGUGAUGUCGCUGGUGGACGAGGAGCUCAGCGAGCCCUAUUCCAUCUUCACCUACCGCUACUUCGUCUACCUCUGGCCGCAGCUCACCUUCCUGGCGUUCGAUGCCAGGGAUGGCAAGUGCGUGGGGACAGUCGUGUGCAAGAUGGGGGAGCAUAGGGGUGCAUUCAGGGGCUACAUCGCCAUGCUCGUCGUCCUCAAGCCCUACCGAGGGAGGGGAAUAGCAACUGAGCUAGUUACUAGAUCAAUUCGGGCAAUGAUGGAAUCUGGCUGUGAGGAGCUUGUAUCUUCUGAUCAGGUGACACUUGAAGCAGAAGUUACUAAUAAGGGUGCCCUUGCUCUGUAUGGUCGCCUUGGGUUUAUCCGAGCAAAGAGAUUGUACAGAUACUAUCUAAAUGGUGUAGACGCAUUUCGGCUGAAACUACUGUUUCCGCGCCCUGAUAAUGACCCACAAAUAUUUGGUAUAAUUGACUAGAUUCUCCCUACUCGUGACAGCAUCCUAAUCAGUAGGUUGAAUUGAGUUGGAGAUCUGUAAUCCGAUCAUUUUUCGCUCUGUUCAUGCUUCCUCAGCUAUCAUGUGGCUGUAAUAUUGCUGUACUUACAUAUAAAUGUUCGAGGUGUUUUAUUUUCUUCCUGUUCUUUGAUAAGGGUGUUGUAAGACCUUUUUCUUUUGUGAGAAAAACAAAACGCAUGCCGCAGUUGCAAGAGGACUGUGCAGUUCUUUUGCUCAAUAAACAAAACGCAUGCCGCA